Molecule: messenger RNA, 2358 nt
Organism: Trichosurus vulpecula (common brushtail)
Lineage: Eukaryota; Metazoa; Chordata; Mammalia; Diprotodontia; Phalangeridae
Product: protocadherin gamma-B1-like
Biological process (GO): homophilic cell-cell adhesion
Cellular component (GO): plasma membrane
Molecular function (GO): calcium ion binding
Source: RefSeq, a predicted model, not a curated record
AUGAGAAGGAUCACUGAGCGGAGGGGCUGGACCCUGUUUCCCUUCUUGACCUCUUUGUUCUGUCGGGCGCUUUCCGAGCACAUCAGCUACUCUAUUCCGGAAGAGAUGGUGAAAGGAUCGGUGGUGUGGAACCUCGCCAAGGACCUAGGGCUGAAGGUCCGGGACUUGUCGGCUCGGAAACUGCGGGUAAGUGCAAAGAGAGUCAGUGAAGAGAGCGGGGACUUACUGGUCAGUGACAGAAUAGACCGUGAGGAGAUCUGCGGGAGGAAGCCAGUGUGUGCCCUGGAAUUUGAAACGGUGGCUGAAAAUCCUUUGAACUUUUUCCGUAUAACUGUAGUGAUUGAGGAUAUUAACGACCAUCCUCCGCGAUUCAGUAGAAAUAUAAUUGACUUGGAAAUCAGUGAGUUAGCGCUGCCUGGGGUAACAUUUGCACUGGAAUCUCCUCGCGAUCCAGAUGUAGGUGUGAAUUCGCUACUUCAGUAUUUUCUAAGUCCAGAUUCCCAUUUCUCCUUACUGCCAAAGGAAAAUCCGGAUGGCAGUAAAUACGCAGAAUUAGUAUUGGAAAAACCACUGGACAGGGAAAAGCAGAGCUCCUGUCUCUUGGUCUUGACGGCUGUGGACAGCGGGGUCCCAGUUCGAAGUGGUACAGUAGAGAUCAGGAUCAACGUCACGGACGCCAACGAUAAUUGGCCGGUCUUCAGCCAGGAAGUCUACAGGGUCAGUCUGCGAGAGAACCUGCCCGCUGGGUUGUCUGUGCUUCAAGUGACUGCCACGGACCAGGACGAAGGGAACAACGCGGAAAUCACUUAUUCCCGCACAGUGGAGACAGUGAAACGCCUGUUCAGACUUGAUGCUAAAAGUGGAGAAAUAUCAACUCAAGCAAUACUCGAUUUUGAAAAGGCAGAAGGUUACACUAUUGUAAUAGAAGCAAAGGAUGGAGGAGGUCAUACUGAUCACUGUAAACUUCAAAUAGAAAUUCUAGAUGAGAAUGACAAUGCCCCUGAGGUGACCUUCGCCUCAGUAUCUAAUCAUAUACCUGAAAACUCUAUGCCUGCAACUGUUGUAGCCCUGAUCAAAACACUUGACCCAGAUUCAGGAGUAAAUGGUGACGUAUUUUGUCAUGUAAGAGAUAAUGUCCCAUUUAAAAUAUCCUCUUCCACCAACAACUUGUAUAAAUUAGUUACGGAUGGUGCCUUGGACCGUGAAGAGACCCCGGAGUAUAACAUUACUAUAAUCGCCACAGACAAGGGAAACCCAGCUCUAUCCACUAGCAAAAUUCUCACCUUGCUCAUUACAGAUGUUAAUGACAACCCCCCUGUUUUCCUCCAACCUUCCUAUGUAGUUUACGUCCUCGAAAACAACCCCUCCGGAGCUUCUAUCGCGAGUGUCUCAGCCACUGACCUGGAUCUGGAAGGAAACGGCAGAGUGUCCUAUUCCAUUGUCAGCAGUGACCUGGCCCCAUUGCCUCUGUCCUCCUACGUGUCGGUCAAUAGCCACAGCGGCAAUAUCUUCGCACAGCUCUCUUUCGACUAUGAGCAGGUCCGCACCUUCGAGUUAACUCUACAGGCCCAGGAUGCUGGCUCUCCCGCUCUCUACGCCAAUGUGACUGUGCGAGUGCUCUUCGUGGACAGCAAUGAUAACGCCCCAAAUGUCCUCUGUCCUGCUCUGGGGCCAGACAGAUCGGCCCUCUUCGACAUGAUCCCUCGCUCAGCUGAGCAAGGCUAUCUGGUCACCAAGGUAGUGGCCAUGGACGCAGAUUCCGGACACAACGCCUGGCUGGCCUAUCGCGUGCUGCAAGCCACAGAUCCUGGGCUCUUCAGGCUGGGGCUGCGCACAGGAGAGGUUAGGAGUGCGAGGGCUUUAACUGACCAAGACGCUGCCCGGCACCGCCUUCUGGUCUCUGUGCAGGACGGAGGUCAGCCCCCUCUGUUGGCCACUGUGGCUCUGCACCUGGUCUUUGCAGACAACCUACAAGAGGCGCUGCCGGAGACGAGGGAGGAGCGCCCGGCUGCCUCAGAUCAGUCUGAGCUACAGUUUUACCUGGUAGUAGCUUUAGCUCUCUUCUCCGUGCUGUUCCUCACCGUGGUAACGCUAGCCAUUGCCAUUAGCUUAAGAAGGUCAUCAAAUCCUCCAAUACUGAGCUGUUUUCAAGUGGAUCUUUGUUCUAAGACUGAUCCCAACGUCCCCACAAACUACAGUGAGGGGACUUUGCCGUAUUCUUAUAAUCUAUGUGCUGCUUCGGAAGUUGGAAAAGUGGAAUAUAAUUUUCUUAAACUGACCAGAGAAAUGGCUCCCCUGCAAGAUUUACUCUCUAAUGAUCCCUCCAUGGUCUUAAGUAUCAGUGAUGAAAAGAAAUAG